Pyrgilauda ruficollis (rufous-necked snowfinch) is the source of this 2830-nucleotide messenger RNA. Its product is annotated as receptor-type tyrosine-protein phosphatase T-like. NCBI's taxonomy places the organism in Eukaryota, Metazoa, Chordata, Aves, Passeriformes, Passeridae. Gene Ontology annotation, biological process: protein dephosphorylation. The transcript has 19 exons. The record is from RefSeq and is a predicted model, not a curated record. The coding region runs from base 1 to 2010 and encodes 669 amino acids. Gene Ontology annotation, molecular function: protein tyrosine phosphatase activity.
AUGGAGGCCUGGGCUGUGCUGCUUGCAGGGCAAGAGCCAUCAUCUCUGCUGGACAGCAAGCCGGUGGUUAUGGCAGUAGCACUGACUGUUGCAUUCCUGGCACUGGGGAUUUUGCUGCUUUUUGUGGUCUUCAGGCUAAAGCGCAACAGUUCCAAAGGCUCAGAGAACAGCAGCACUAUACCCCUGAGAGGAUGUCAAAAAGAUGUAGGCAAGCCAAACACACAGAUCCUGGUGGAGGAAUUGCUGGAGGCUCUGAAGAUGUUUAAGAGGGAAGAAAUAGAGGCAGAACAGACAGAUGAUGAAUCAGUCAACAGGCAUGGUGCUGGGCUUCUUAGAGAAUACCAGCAAUUGUCCUCCACUUUGUUGCACCCCUGCAAUGCUGGCAAGGAGCUCUGUAAUCAAAACAAGAACCGCUACAAGAGCAUCAUCCCAUAUGAUCACUGCCGUGUGGUGCUGCAGCACUCUGACACCGGGAAUGGCUACAUCAAUGCCAGCUAUGUGGAUACCUACCGAAGUCCACGCUUCUUCAUUGCAGCUCAAGGCCCCUUGGCUGGGACAGUGGUGGAUUUCUGGCACAUGAUCUGGCAGGAGAAGACCUCAGUCAUUGUGAUGCUGACGGGCUUAGUGGAGCAGAACAAGAUCAAGUGUGAGCAGUAUUGGCCAGAGCAGGAGCAGGUCUACGGUGACUUCACCGUGACACUCAACAACACCUGGACCACCACAGGCCUUGUCAAACGCAUCUUCUGCCUGCAGAAGGCGGGCUGUGCUCUCCCAAGAGCAGUGGAGCAGUUUCACUACCUGCUGUGGCCGGACCACGGGGUGCCCAGAAACCCGUCGCAGCUGCUGUGCUUGGUGGAGGUGGUGAACAAGAGGGUGCUGGAAGCACCUGCUGGACCCGUGUUGGUGCACUGCAGCGCAGGCAUCGGGCGCACGGGUACCUUCAUCGCCCUGGACUUCCUCCUGAAGAUGGGGAAGGCUGAGGGCAAGGUGGAUGUGUUUCACUGCGUGCAGCAGCUGCGGGAGCAGCGGGUCAGCAUGGUGCAGACCAAGGAGCAGUACAGCUUCCUGUACGAGGCGCUUCUCGAAGGCUUGCUCUGCGGCAGCACCGGGGUCCCCGUGGAGAGCAUGGCCAGCCUGGUCCGCUCCCUUCGAGAAGAUGAGGCCUCAGGCCACAACAGUGUCCUAGAGAAGGAGUUUAAGGCUCUGCAGAGAUUUUCGGAGUUGUUCCAGCUCCUGCCAUGCAGAGAAGCAGAGAAACCCAGAAACCAACCCAAGAACCGCAAGCCAGGGAUCUUGCCAGCGGAUUCCUGCCGGCCCAUCCUGAUGUCCUCGGUGAACGCAGACGGCUCGCCAGCUUACAUCAACGCCGUGUUUGCCAGCACGUACACCGAGGAGGAGAGAAUCAUCAUCACGCAGCUGCCUUUCCCCACCACGCUGGUGGAUUUCUGGGCUCUGGUCUGGGAUUACACUUGCACAUCGGUAGUUGUGCUGAAUCAACUCCAGGAGCUGGACAAGACAUACGUGCAGUUCUGGCCCACCCAGGGCGAAGAUGACUAUGGCCGCUUCCAUGUCCAGCUGAUCUCAGAGGAGCCUGGGGCUGGCUUCACAACCUGGACACUUGUCCUCAGCAACAGGCAGCAGCCCAAGAAGUCUGCAGUAGAAAUCCGGUUACAUCAACUGACAGACUGGCCCAUGCAGCAGCACCUUCCCCCACACCCUGACACCAUCAUCAGCCUGCUAGGGAAGGUGGAGACACACCAUCGGCAGAGCCAGGAUGGACACAUCCUUGUCACCUGCUGGGAUGGAGCCAGCCGCAGUGGGAUCUUCUGUGCUGCUAGUUUCCUGUGUGAGCAGAUCCAAAGUGAGGGCAUGGUGGAUGUGUCCCAGGCUGUGAGGAUGCUGAAGAGGAGGCGGAGACAGUUCAUUAAAAAUGUGGAACAGUAUGGGCUCUGCUAUGAACUAGCCCUCAGUUAUUUGAAUUCAUUUGAAACCUAUGGGAAUUUCAAGUAGGGGCAUGACCACAGCCUGUCUCUGGAUGGGAUGUUGACUCCCUGGACAGCCCUUCAUCAGUAGCAGUGGAAGCAAGAGGGAAAAAAAAGGGAUGUGUAUGGCCCCAAGCUGCUUCACUCCCCUGAAAAACCACCCCAAGGGUCCUCCAUGGCUGGAGAACACAGGCUAGACUGUCUCCAAAUUUUGGCCAGGUGUUGAAAUUGGAACCUGACCCUCUGCCCAGCAUUUGUGCAGGAACUUAAUCUGGAAUCACAGCCUGAGUAUGCAGGCCAGAGCAGAUGCACCAGGACUUCACCCAUCCUUCCUUGCCAAGGAUGAAGAGCACAGCUGUCCCAUCCAGGUUCCCUUGUCCCCUCAAGUACCCCAAGGAAAGUGGGGUAGCACCAACAGCCACAUUGCGUUUGGUCAGAGAAGUCUCAAACUGCUGUAAGAUCCAUGGUGCUGAGGAGCACAGGAUAUCUGUCCUACUUUGGGAGAAGCAUGAAGCCCAAAGUCAACAAGAGCCACGAGUGGGACAACCCAUGAUCCUGCAGGGCUAAACUGGUCCUUCAAAUGCCACACAAUCUCUUCCUGAGGCUGCAUCUUCCUGGUGCUGCUCCAAGUGCCACUGCCCUUCCAGCUCCAUAGAGGCUCUCUCAUCAGCUUGUGGCUGCACCAUGGCAAUCCCAGGUUACGGUGUCUCAACGUGAAUAUCCUGGAUGUGGUCCAAGCAGCACCACAGAAACAGCUUCUGUCUUUGCUGCACAAAGGCAGGAGACUUCAGAGCCAGGAGUGACCCCACUGAUCUCUGUCCUGUGUCUCACCAAUAAAGGCCAUGGUG